Messenger RNA from Vollenhovia emeryi, 1628 nucleotides. RefSeq lists its product as uncharacterized. The transcript has a single exon. The coding region runs from base 511 to 1584 and encodes 357 amino acids. The record is from RefSeq and is a predicted model, not a curated record. NCBI's taxonomy places the organism in Eukaryota, Metazoa, Arthropoda, Insecta, Hymenoptera, Formicidae.
CAACAUAUCUUAGUGGCGAGGAAAUCGGUGAGGUGUGACCUUUUCUGCAUAUUUACCCUACUCUUUUAUAGAUGAAUAUGUGUUAAAGUAAGUGAGAAAUGCUUUAUAUAAGAUUUUUUGCUUAGAGGAAAUACUUAGAGGAUUUCCCCGCUUAUGAAUAGAAUUUUUUUUGGGUGCAUAGCAAGCAGCGCCCAGAAACACCAAUCAUCAUUUGAACAUGCAUAGCAUAUUCCUAGAACAUAAUGGAACAUACUGCGUAUGUUCAUAUAGAAGUUCGUGAAUAUACCACGUACAUUCUAUGCGAAUAUUCAUAGCACAUUUACAACAUUCCAUAAACAUUCGUAGCAUAUACGCUGCUAAUAUUCCACGUAUAUUCAGUAAGAAUAUCCGUAGAAAAUUCCAUGUGUACAUUCCAUAUACAUUCUGUAAGAAUAUUCAUAGAACAUUCAGAAUAUGCCAUAGACACUCAGGGAACAUUUAAUGCGAAUAUUCCCUGGACAUUCUGUGUGAAUGUUCAUAGAAUAUGAAGAACAUUCUAGAAACAUUCACGGCACAUCCAUGCGAAUAUUCCUGAGAGAGAACAUUCGAAUCAUAUACAAACAUUCAUGGAACAUUCGGUGCUAUCUGGGUCAGUUAUGGCCUAUUUUAGGUUUGAUAAAAAAUUAUCCUAAUAAUAAUCCUUUUGUUAUUGCUAUGUACUGUGGCGAUUCUAAACCUGCUCCACUUGAUAUUUUUUUAGAAGAUUUUGUAAAUGAAUUAUUUGAAUUGUUACAUGAAGGAUUUUUAUUUGAAAAUAAGUUAUAUACUGUAAAAGUUCACAGUUUCAUUUGUGAUGCUCCAGCUAGAGCUUACAUAAAACGUACGAAGUCAUAUAACGGUUAUUCAUCUUGUGAUAAAUGUACAGAAACUGGGGAGUAUGUUCAAAAUAGAGUUAUCUAUAAAAAUGUUUCUGCUCCAAGAAGAACAGAUUUGGAUUUUAAGUUACUUAUUGAUGAAGAUCAUCAUACAGGUGUUUCUCCUCGUUCAAAACUUCCAAUUGGUUUAAUUACAAAUUUUCCAAUUGAUUACAUGCAUGCUGUAUGUUUAGGUGUGAUGAGAAAACUUUUAAAUAGUUGGAUGUGUGGUAAUUUAAAGAUACGCUUGCCUAGUCGAUUAAUAAAUCUUAUAUCGGAGAGAUUAAUUUAUUAUAGAAAAUUCAUUCCUGUCGAGUUUAAUAGAAAAUCUCGUACUUUGAUUGAGCUUGCACGUUGGAAAGCUACAGAAUAUGGAAUGUUUCUUAUUUAUUUAGGUCCUGUAGUAUUGAAAGACAUUCUGCCUAUUGCAUUUUAUGAAAAUUUUCUUUUAUUUCAUUGCAGCAUUUUUUUAUUGUGUUCUGAGAAACAUAUUAAUAAGAUAGGCACUCAAUUAGCUAAUGAGCUUUUAGUUAUGUUUAUAAAACAUUGUGAAAACAUUUAUGGCCCUCAAUUUCUUAUUUAUAACGUUCAUAUAUUGUGUCAUCUAAGUACCGAUGUUGAAAAAUUUGGACCAUUAGACAACAUUUCAGCAUUUCCUUUUGAAAACUAUUUGAAUGUUCUCAAAAUUUAAUUAGACUAGAACAACACAAGCGCGCGCUUCGCGCGCGCCAUUGU